UUUAAGGUUGAAACCACUGAUUUUCUAUCACUUGAAGAAUUUCUUCUUGGUGAAGACUGAGAAGGAUAGGGAGGAAGCAAUGGAUCCAGGAUGUCUGGGUUUCAACACUGGCGAACCUCAAAUACAGCUCUAUUUUCUGCUAGGACUCGUUUAUGCUGCGGUGACACCACUUUUACUUCCUUUCAUAUUGAUUUUCUUCAGCUUAGCAUAUGUUGUAUUCCGCCAUCAGAUCAUAAAUGUAUACAACCAACAGUAUGAAAGUGCUGCAGCAUUUUGGCCCGAUGUCCAUGGACGUGUAAUAGCUGCAUUGGUUAUCUCCCAGCUUCUCCUAAUGGGAUUGUUGAGUACAAAAGAAGCUGCUCAGUCAACACCAUUUCUCAUUGCUCUUCCGGUACUGACCAUAUGGUUUUAUAGGUUCUGCAAAGGCCGUUAUGAACCUGCAUUUAUCAGAUACCCAUUACAGGAAGCGAUGAUGAAAGAUACUCUGGAACGUGCCACAGAACCAAACCUCAAUCUAAAAGACUACCUUCGAAAUGCUUAUAUCCAUCCUGUUUUUAAAGGAGAAGACGAUGAAGAUGAUGAAGACGAAGAAGUUAGUGAAAAGUGGGAACAGGAGAGUGUGCUAGUCCCCACAAAGCGCCAGUCCCGCAAGAACACACCACAGCCUAGCAAAAUCAGCAGCAACUCCUCACCAUCUUUGCCUGAUGUUGUUGAACAUCCACAGCCUUAAAUCAUGGAUAUGAGACUCUACCUCUUUGAGUACUUGUAUUGUUGAAAGAGUGAAAGGAGGGUAGAACUGUAAAUUAAAGUAAAUUGCUUAAUUUGUUGUAGAGGAGAUAAUAAUUGACACUUGAAUGUUUUGUACACUCACAAAGAUUAAUUAUACACAAUUUUCUUGAUCUA
Camellia sinensis is the source of this 903-nucleotide messenger RNA. The record is from RefSeq and is a predicted model, not a curated record. NCBI's taxonomy places the organism in Eukaryota, Viridiplantae, Streptophyta, Magnoliopsida, Ericales, Theaceae.